Messenger RNA from Mesoplodon densirostris (Blainville's beaked whale), 5569 nucleotides. It is a transcript of the gene ARHGAP19, whose product is annotated as Rho GTPase activating protein 19. Gene Ontology annotation, molecular function: GTPase activator activity. The record is from RefSeq and is a predicted model, not a curated record. Bases 32 to 1510 code for a protein of 492 amino acids. Gene Ontology annotation, cellular component: cytoplasm. Gene Ontology annotation, biological process: signal transduction; regulation of small GTPase mediated signal transduction. NCBI's taxonomy places the organism in Eukaryota, Metazoa, Chordata, Mammalia, Artiodactyla, Ziphiidae. The transcript is spliced from 12 exons.
GGGGUGGUGAAAGAAGUUUACUGACUUUAAGAUGGCGACUGAGGCACAGAGUGAAGGGGAGGUGCCAGCUGGCGAAUCUGGCCGGAGUGAUGCCAUCUGCAAUUUUGUUAUCUGCAAUGACUCUUCCCUUCGAAGUCAGCCCAUUAUCUUCAAUCCUGACUUUUUUGUGGAGAAACUCCGACAUGAGAAACCUGAGGUGUUCACCGAGCUGGUGGUCAGCAAUAUCACAAGGCUCAUCGACUUGCCUGGAACUGAGUUGGCUCAGCUGAUGGGAGAAGUGGACCUUAAGUUGCCUGGUGGGGCCGGCCCGGCAUCAGGAUUCUUCCGGUCUCUAAUGUCUCUCAAGCGAAAGGAAAAAGGAGUAAUAUUUGGAUCCCCACUGACAGAGGAAGGCAUUGCCCAUAUAUACCAACUGAUUGAAUAUCUACACAAAAACUUGAGAGUAGAGGGUUUGUUUAGAGUACCAGGGAAUAGUGUCCGACAGCAGAUUUUAAGGGAUGCUCUCAAUACUGGAACUGAUAUCGACUUGGAAUCAGGGGAGUUUCACUCAAAUGAUGUUGCUACCUUGCUGAAGAUGUUUCUAGGAGAGUUACCUGAGCCCCUGCUGACACAUAAACAUUUCCAUGCACACCUCAAAAUUGCUGAUUUGAUGCAGUUUGAUGAUAAAGGAAACAAGACCAAUGUACCAGAUAAAGAGCGGCAAAUUGAGGCUCUUCAGUUGCUCUUCCUCAUUCUCCCUCCACCCAAUCGUAACUUGCUGAAGUUAUUGCUUGAUCUCCUGUACCAGACAGCAAAGAAACAAGACAAGAAUAAGAUGUCUGCCUAUAACCUUGCCCUUAUGUUUGCGCCCCAUGUCUUGUGGCCAAAAAAUGUCACUGCAAAUGACCUUCAAGAGAAUAUCACAAAGUUAAACAAUGGGAUGACUUUUAUGAUUAAACACUCUCAGAAACUUUUUAAGGCUCCUGCUUAUAUUCGGGAAUGUGCCAGAUUGCACUAUUUGGGUUCCAGAACGCAAGCAUCAAAGGAUGAUCUUGAUCUGAUAGCUUCGUGUCAUACCAGCUCCUUCCAAGUGACAAGAUCUCAGAAAUGGAACCGGCAAGAUUCCUGCCUUCUUCAGGAGGAGACCCAGCAGCGUACGGGAGAGGCACUAAGAGAAUUGUUCCAACAUGUUCACAAUAUGCCAGAGUCGGCAAAGAAGAAACACCUUAUCAGACAGUUUAAUAAGCAUUCUGAGACCCAAACACCAGGACGAGAACCUUCUACCCUCCGGGUGCAGAAGAGGGCCCGUUCACGGUCCUUCAGUGGCCUUAUUAAGCGGAAGGUCCUGGGAAAUCAGAUGAUGUCAGAAAAGAAAAACAAGUACCCUACUCCAGAAUCUGUAGCCAUUGAUGAAUUGAAGAGAGCCAGCAAAGAAAAUAUGAAUUUAUUAUUUUCUGGCUCUCCAGCUGUCAUGAUGACACCAAGAAGACUGAAAUGGUCUGAGGGGAAGAAAGAGGGGAAAAAAGCCUAGGAUUCCUCUGAAGGAUCCAGAGGUUUCCUGUUGUCCACCCAGAAUUUUCUCUUUUGUGGACCAGGUGCCAUUACUGCUCACAGAGAAGCUUGGACUUGCAGCUUGCUUGCUGCAUGUUGAAUUGUGAAAGCCAACUAAUCCUGUGACUUGACUGACGCCUCUAACCCCACUCAGUGGAUGACAUCUACAGACUCUGCCUGCUGAACCAGUGCUAGAGAAUCUCUCUCUCUCUCUUUUAAAAAAAAUGUUAUGGGGAAACCACUAACCAGCCAAAUCAGCUUAGACAGCACAGUAAAUGAGUAGAACCAGGCAGACUCCUGUGCUCAUUCCAUGUAUUUGUUUAGGCAGAUUCUAUUUUUAAAACAUUUGAAAUCUGUGCUCAACUGCCAGUGAUUCUUUUAAAAAGUGCUGUCAAUCCUGGUGGAUUGAUGUUAUUUUUAACUGAUAGCUUGGGCUUUUCUCUAUUUUGGUAGUUUUGGGGGAUAUUUUGGUUAUUGUUUCUUGUUUAUUUGUUGUUUGUGUAUUUUAAAAGGUAAAAAAUCAAAAUGGACUCCAAACCAGAUGUCUUUCCUCUCUUUUUCACCUUAAGGUUUGGGAAAGCUCUUUAACUUAUGAGGCUUUACUCCUCAAUACCUAUCUGUGUCCAAAGAAUUUAUAGCUUUCCUGGAAAUUUUUUAUUAUUUCUUGGGCCUGAGAUUGUAGGUAUUUGGCCUGCAGUAUCAAAAAAGGAGAAUUCAGAAUGAUACAAUUUUUUUUUUUUUUUUGCGGUACACGGGCCUCUCACUGCUGUGGCCUCUCCUGUUGCGGAGCACAGGCUCCGGACGCACAGGCCCAGCGGCCAUGGCUCACGGGCCCAGCCGCUCCGCAGCAUGUGGGAUCCUCCUGGACCGGGGCACGAACCCAUGUCCCCUGCAUUGGCAGGUGGACUCUCAACCACUGUGCCACCAGGGAAGCCCAGAAUGAUACAAUAUUUAAACAAAUAAUAUUAAACUGUGGCCCUUCUUCCCUCCCUCCAUUCUCUCUCUUUUCCUCUCUUCCCCUUUCCUCAGUGAUGUCAAAAUAGUUGUGUGGUUGCUGAACUCCUUUCCUUCAUUCAGUUUCCUCUCGCCUAAAACAUCUCUGGUGCCAGUGUGGUGCCAGUACUUCUGUGACAAAUCACUGGGACUCAAGGAAUGUCACCAACAGCUUACUUGAGGCCUGUUGAAACUCCUGUAUGUAGUGGAAGCUCUGGAGAGGGACUAGGAUGGGGCUGGCUUUAUGGCCAGGACAACUCUUGAUGGGUGGGAUUAUAUUGCAUCCUUCUAAGGGGUCAGGUGUGCAGGCUGGACCGUCUCCUGAGAGCCAGCUGGAGUCAGAGGGAGGAAGUGAGCAUCAGUCUCCACGGGGCUGAGAGAUAUAAAGGAGAGAAUGCUCUUAUUUGGAAGCAGUUGUGGUUUAUCACCCAUGUUCAAGGGCGGCUGCUGGCCCCCCCCACUUGUCAAGAUGGGCAUGGGGAGUAGUUCGGAGAUGGGCUGGAGCUUUGACUGGGUUGGGAUGUUCACAUGUGUUUGAGGUGAGCAGUGGCAUGGCUCUGAUCUAGUGUGAGAACUCACUGCCCAGAGAGCAGCAGGGCAGGUGGGAAUGUUAGUCUGUGCCUGCUCUGUUAGGUGUGUAACCUUUCUCACCCUGUGUGCCAGAACUGAGUCAGGCCUCAGUGCGGGGGGGGGGGGGCAGUGGCCCAGCAAACCACGACUUGCUGACCUAUUUUUAAACAGUUGAAAUGCUGUGUUGUUGCUGAAACAAAAGAUGAGUCUGGGGAGCACAGUUUGGUUUUGCAUCCGGAUGUCAGUCCUGGCUUCCAUACUUUCUGUCUUCUGCUGCUGUAACAGCAGUAGUAGAGAAAAAUGUAAAAUUUGGCUGUCCAACUUGAUAGAUUGUGAACAAUAAAUGGUUAGGAGUAUAAAACUGCUCAGAAGCCCCUUUCUCUAGAGCAGUUUUAUAUCAUUCUUAAAAAUACUUAUUAGCAACUUCAUUUGUGUAGGGUUCUUCUAUUUGACUUUUUUGUUAUAAAAUUCCUUGCACCAGCUGUCAGUGAGUUCAAACAGAGACCCCUUUUGGUAUGACCAGGCUAAAGUGUGUUCCCCCUUAACUUGACACUUGCUUUCUUUAUUUGUCUAGGUGUCUUAUUCCGUGGUGGUGUGGUCUGUUAAACAUGGUCUGGCAUAGGUGGAGAGAGCAGAGCAGUGACCUGAUACCUCCUUGUCAUCGAGUUUGUUUUGUGGUUCUAUUUAAGGGAGGUAGCUGAGAUUUAGGAGACUUUCUUUGGUUGAAUGCAACUGGUAAUCCAGGUUCGUGUUCUGGGGUGGUGAGAGAUGUCUGUCACAUGCUUUUAUAUAGCUUGCCCCCUUGGGCAGCUUAUUUGUGUAUUUGGGUAUGUGUGUUUCAUUAAAGUAUUUAUUAAAUAUGAUUUCCCUUGCUGUAAGGGUAUGAUAGGUCUUUUCCUUCUUUUUUCUUUUUUAACGGAAGCUGUGAACUAGUUGGAAUCCAAAUUUGAGAAAUAAUCAGCGUAACCUUCUGCCUUAUAAUAUGUAACUGUUCUAAUCCUGCGGAAUCUUUGCAAAAACAAAAACCCUUUAGCAUUUGCUACAGAAGGGUACUGUUGCCCUUCUGACUUGGUGGGCAGAUAUUUUUGAGCCAGUAUUUAACAAUUUUUUAAAUCUAUAGUAUUUUAAAAAUCUGUUUUCUAUGUUUAUUUUUUGUGUUGGAACAAUCUUUUUGGAAGUGCCUCUUGUUGCUUUUAAAUUUUCAUUUCUUUCUGGGGUCAGUUGCAAUGGGUUUUGAUGUGAUAUCAAUAUGGGGCAGUGUAUUUAUGCCAGAGGGCUCAAGCAUAAAAAAUGCAGACCACUUCCUUGAUUCACAUCUGUACUGGGCGAGCUGUACUGGUUGAAUCAGUGAAAACCAUGGGCACUGGAGUUGCUAACCUUUUACAAUGGUGGACUUUUGCACUGGGACCAAUGAAUCUGGUUUGAAAGACUCCAUUGCAGCAGUGAAAGAGGAUUAGGUGAUACUGAUUGUACCUGAGUGCUAAAGGAGGUGGUAUCUAACGAAUCAUAACUGAAACCACAGUUGAUCCUCCACAAGCUCGUUACCCUGAAUGUCUUUCCAGUGUUAGGAAUGACAAGGGGGUACCCUUGGGAGAUGGAGUAGUAUAGGGUUAACGGCAGUGACCACUGGGUGUUCCAGAGGUGGCUGUUUUGCUGGCUUGUAAGAAAGCCAGUGGUUCCAGAGUGUCAAGAGCAGGGCCAUUCUCUCCUCUGGAACAGCAGUGUUUCUGUUCAGCUUUUCUCACAGAAACCUAUGUUAAGAUACGGUUUAAAACACUGCCUUCUAGGAGAACCUGUGGUCCCAGAGUGACUAGCUGUGUGGCCAUGCAUAACUGGGGAAGUCAUCUUAGGAAUGACUUCUCCAGACUUUAUCUGCUUCCUUCAUACAGGGCCUCGCACAGAUGCUUGAAACUGACGGCUCUCAUUCUGAAGUCUUUUCUAAGUAGAACUCGUUUCCCCAGGAGAGAGCCUCGUCCCUGCCCUCCUGCAUCUGGAAGCCUUGGUACUGAAGACAGGACCUUGAUCCAAACUGGAUACUAGCAAUUGGCAGGAUUGCUCUAGAAUUUGGGGAAGAUAUGGGUUUCUAAGAUGCACAAGCUUUUCAGACCAGUGGUAAUUAAUCCAAUCUAAAACUCACUAUAGGAGAGCUGGCUUUCCUAGACAGGUAAUGCUGAACUCCUUCCACAGGUGGAGAGUGGAUGGGUGGGCUAGCAAGGAGGUGGAGUAAGUACUUAAUAGCCUGAGUGCUUGGGUUACCAUGGAAACUGGAGUGUGCGUGGCCACAGCAGGUGCUAAAGAGCCACUGAGCACUCCCCCAGACAUGUUUGGGGACCAGCAGAACUGGUUGGGAAAAACACUCCUGCCCCAGGGUCCUUUCUUCAUAGCAAGGAUUGCCUUUUCGCUAUCCCCAAGCUUGCUCAACAAGAGAAACAAGGUUUCUUAACUGUCUAACCAUUUUUUAUUUUUCAUUCUCAUU